Messenger RNA from Trichobilharzia szidati, 1503 nucleotides. The record is from the annotation of a GenBank genome assembly. NCBI's taxonomy places the organism in Eukaryota, Metazoa, Platyhelminthes, Trematoda, Strigeidida, Schistosomatidae.
AUGCAGUCAAAUAUGACAGAAACCCUGCCAGUUAUCUUGAAUCCAUUAACAAAUAUCGAUUCACCAACAGUUAGACAUAUUGCAAAAUUAAUCAAGUCAACCAGAAAUGCCGCAGCGCUGAAAACUAACAAUAAUGCUGAUAUCAGCAAUAAUCAAUCGCAUAUUGGAUUAAGACGACCCAAAUGUGCACGUUGUCGGAAUCACGGUUUAAUUGCUUGGGUAAAAGGUCAUAAACGUAAUUGUAUGUAUCGUGACUGUAAAUGUCCGCAGUGUAUAUUGAUUGUUGAACGUCAAAGAGUUAUGGCUGCACAAGUGGCAUUAAAAAGACGACAAGCUGUUGAAGAUGUCAUCGUUAUGGAUUGGCAACGUUUUAAUGAACAAAAUAAGGACAAUAGCAGUAAUGAUAAUGUUAAUAAUAACAACAAUGAAACAUUCAAUCAUUUUGUUGCAAAUCAAUCUUCGAAAAAUUCAAUAAAUCAAUAUAAUUAUUACUUAGAUUAUUUGAAUCAUCAAAUUGACAACAAAGGUGAAAUGAUAUGGAGUCAAGAGAAUAAGUAUGCGCCAGUGUUAGUGUCCGAUGGACCAGCCAAUAAUAAAAGAGAAAAUCCCGUAGAUUUAAAUCCGAUAACCACAUUAAAUGCACUGACAACAGAUAUGAUGCACAACUCUGUCAAAUCAGCCUUCAAUAACAUUAAUAUGAAUAAUAAUAAUACUAAUAAUAUGCAUAGUAAUGAGGUCAGUUCAUCAAUUACUAUAAGUAACAUACUUCAUAAUGAAAAUCCAGAACGUCCAGCAGCUGAAAGUAGUCCAAUAAUGAAACAGUCGAACAGUUUAUCUAUCAGCACACUGUCACCAAAACGCCACGAGGAGUCGUUUUCACUACUAUCAUCGUCCCCAUCAUCUUUGUCAUCUCAUCAAUUAUCCUGCAUGAAUAGAAACAUCUUCAUUCAACAACAACAACAACAACAAGGACAUCAGGCACAACAACGACGUCAUCAACUGGAACAUCAAAACUAUGGUGAAUCACCUGGCAUCAAUUACUUCUGCAAUUCAACUAAUGCCACCAUAAAUUCAUUUCAAGAACCGGCGAAAUUACUAUCAAAUCUAUUCGCCUAUUUACCAAAACCGUCAGACCUACUGAAACAAUCUAGUUAUGAUAAUGUUUCAUUAUCGAAUAACUAUAUACAUCAGUAUUCACAGUAUAUCGGGCAGUUAAAUACAAUCACGAACAAUAAUAACAGAAGUAUUGAGACAAAUCUGUCAUGUUAUACAACAACUGAAACACCAGUAACGCCUUCAUUGUCAUCGUCAACACAGAGGUCAUUCUCAAACACUGAUCAAAUACUACUCGAUAAUUACUCAAAUUUUCCAAUACAACAACAAUCAACAAUGAUUACAGGUGACAGAUCAAUAAAUUCAAUGACCACUGGAAUUCCCUCUGCGUCAACAUUAAUGCCAUCUUUUCAAGGACUAUAUAAGUAUACAGCUCAGAAAAACACGUGA